Molecule: messenger RNA, 739 nt
Organism: Aspergillus ibericus CBS 121593
Lineage: Eukaryota; Fungi; Ascomycota; Eurotiomycetes; Eurotiales; Aspergillaceae
Exons: 1
Coding region: 1-633 (210 amino acids)
Source: RefSeq, a predicted model, not a curated record
AUGGCAACCAAAGGCCGACAAGAUAUCGCACUCCUGUGUCUGGCAUACAGGGAGUCCCUGGAUAUCGAUUAUGAACCCUUGAUCAGCGAAAUGAGUAGGAAAUGUAAUCUGGUGCGUCUACCAUCCACCGGGAUAGCGCUGAGAUACCUAGCGAAUCACACCCCAAAGAGCAUCGUCGUGACAGACGAGGGCAUCAGCGACCCAGCCAACCAAGGCGUGGUGAAAAAGCUCAAGGCCUACAUCCAGAAUGGUGGGUGGGUGAUAUUCGCCCUGGACUUUGCCCGCUCCACAACCGCGGAUCAAUUCAACAAGCUGUUUAGCCAGGGAUUUGGGACACCCUGGGAAUAUGGAGGUCGCUCCCAGAUCACAUGCGGGUUCAAUCAACAAUGUGCUAUCCCAAUCGGGCGGGUGCCGGUGUCGGCGUCCUCGUAUAAUUUGGAGGCGCAUCUCGUCAAGAACGCUGCUCCUGUCGAACAGAUCGUCGUUCCGAUGGAAUCCGUGGAAUCGUGUCCGGCCGUGGUAGCGGGGAAGCAGUUGGGCAAGGGGUACUUGAUUUAUUGUGGGAACGACAGUGUUGAGGUGGACCUUGACAUGGUGAUAUUGUCUGUGUGCAAUUGGCAAUGGCUCUCUUGAUUGAGACUCACUGGGAUGUGCAGUGCACAGGCCGCGACCGAGGGCAAUGUUUGUUUCUGGAAUCGCGUUGUUUAUUUAUGGAUAUUAGACCAAUGAUCAAUGUAGA